UACACUUUAGCAUUUGUUUGGAUUCAGCUCAGAUGGUCUGAGUUAUUUUGUGAACAACAAUUUUCCACACAUUUGGAGGAUUACAUGGAUUCAAACAAAUAUACACAAGAGUUGCUGAAACAGUUUGAAGAAUCACAAAGCAAUGUUCAGAGAGAGAAGCUGGCAGUGGCCCGGUUACAACGGGUAGUUUCAAGAAGUGAAAGUGAAGGCAUAAUGUGUGAAAAACUGAUGGAUGAAUUGGAAGAAGAGCGAUGUUUAAGGCUUGAGACUGAAAAGCGAUUACGUGAAGUUAUACUGGAGUCUGAAAGUAGUACGUCUCAGAUGCAAGCUUUGCAGGAGCAGUUUGCCAGGAUGGAAGAGACUGUAAGGAAUCUGCUCCAGAAUCAAGGCACACUAGGGCAGAGUGCAGGAGCCACCGCUGAUCUUUUAAAAGCAUGUCAGGGUAAAUUGUCAGAAGAAGCAGCAACUUGUGAGGAGACAGCAGCAAACAUUAACGCAACAACUGAUAAAUAUUCAAGCAGUGUAAGCAGCAUUGCGGAGCAAGAAAAAACAUUGCACCUUUUGGAGCGAUUACGAGCACUAGAGGCAGAGAACUCAGCCUUAGCCUUAGAAAAUGAGCAUCAGAGAGAACAGUAUGAACGAUGUCUUGAUGAGGUUGCCAAUCAAGUUGUUCAGGCAUUGCUUACGCAAAAGGAUUUGAGGGAAGAGUGCCUGAAACUGCGCACUAGGGUAUUUGAUCUUGAACAGCAAAAUCGAGCCUUGAGUGUCCUUUUCCAGCAGAGAGUUCGGCUAGCCUCUGAUUCACUUCUACAGAAACUUCACUCACGGAUCGUAGAUCUUUCAUCUGGGGACCUGUUCUCUAAUACAGAGAAGAACAGAAGCCCAAGCCAGUCAAGAGCUACAGAGACUCAAAUUCACGGAGCUCUGGAGAACACACCAAUCAAUGUACCCAUUUUAAAGUGCCAGAGUCAGGUAAAUCUGGCAAUACCUAGCCAACUUUAUCCCAGGAGCAGCUGUAGCAGCAGUGAACUCUCUCUUUCAAGUGCCUGCAGUGAACAUUCAAGUGGCUCCUUUACUUGGAAUGAAGGAAAGACAUGCAGUAAGAGGUCUUCUCUAAGCUGGGAAAAGAGACUCAGUAUUGGCUCCUCACUUUCCAGCAAUCUCUCUAGUCCUGCAGAAGAACUACCUCCAACUCGGGAAAAAGAAAGCCACAUUCUAGAAGGAUUAAAAAAGCUACAAAAGAAAAAGCCUCUGUUAGAACCAUCCUCAAUUGUGUCAAAAUGGGCUUACAAAGAUUGUAUGAACUCAAAUGAAGGAAUUUACUCUCUGGGCCUAAAAUGUCGGAAUCGCAAUAAGAGUAAAGAGCAAAUACCUCUUAAGGUUACCAAUAAAGACAUGUGCUUAGAGCAAAAUAAAACAUUUGGGUAUGAUUCUGAUUCACAUGAUGAUGCAGAUGAUGACUGUAUAGCGCUCAUAACCACAGUGAAUGAGGUGCCAAGUAAAGACUGCAAAUCAUUCUGUAAAAAACUAACACACAGUGUAUCUGAUAGUCUGUUUAGUUGGGAUGGUAGUGUAAAAUGUGUUUCGGAAAGGCUUACUCACAUAAGCUCAAGAGAAAAGCCUGAAAAGUUGACUAGUUUUGUCAGUAGCUUUCAAUCGAGUGAAAAACUAUGUACAACCAACAAGUUGCCUGUAAAGAAAUUGCAGUUCAAUUCUACCAAACUGCACUAUAAAGAUUUAACUAUCCAGCUAUCUGACACUGAAGAUAUUGAGAUGUUAGACGAACUGCGUCCGGAAUGCGAGGAAGAAAGAAGUUCUUCUGAUUUUGUAACAAGUUUAUUGACUGACAAACGGUCAGUGAGUCAUGCAAACUUACUCAGUUGCAAAAAGGCAUUCUUCUCAUCUGCAGAUAAAGAUGAAGGCCAUUUUUCAACUUGCUCUGAUAACAGGCCAAAGACUUUGAGCUUGCUGAAAGAAAAUUGUCAAGCAACCAAGGCCGUAAAAACAUCAUCUGAAGAAUGCCUUACAAUAGUGUUUGAUGCUGAAGAUGGCCAGCCAAUUAAGUUUAAUUCCCAGCAGACAGCAAGUGUCACUGUGUCUUCAAAUGAAAUUUCUAGUCCAAUUGCUUUAGAUGGGAAUCACCAGCAAACUGUUUUUGCUAAAGAUGCUGCACUAGUGCCUCAAGGGCUGAUAAGUUGUCAAAGAGGAAGUGAUGCAAGGAAUUAUACAGUUUUAGAGUCAUUGCAAGGUCAUACCGAGCAAAAACAGUUAGAAGACCCUGAAGCCAACAAGAAAAUAUUUAGUUCCAUUGUUCGUACAGAUUCUGUAAAGUCUGAAAGGCCGUUGACACCACACAUUCUUCAACAGGAUAAAGUAUUGAAGCCAACUUUUAAUGCAGCUUAUAAAUCAAACUGUGCACCUUCUGUAUCUUCCCUGCAGACAGCUUCUACUCAAAAGCCACGUCUAACCAAAAUACCUAACAGAGGCAAAAGCUCACCGCAGAAAACCUCUAAAGUAAACAGCAUUGAAGUUAGCAAUACAUUUUCAUCAUCUGGUUCUCUUAUCCAAGACAAGUCACCAUCAUUAUCAAAUGUAAAACUUACCAAAUAUUUAAAAAUGCCAAGUAUUAAUAUUAAUCACUGUUUAAAAGAUGGUUCCACCAUUCCAAAAUGUAGCCCACAACUUUCUCAAGACUCUAAAAUUGCAUUCUCCAAUGAAACGGGAAAAAACAAUGCCAAUAUAGUACAAGGAUCUUUAUUAUCCAGAAGGCAGAUAACAGAUCAUGGAGAAUGUCCCACACGAGAUAAAUAUGAUAAUUUAGAACUAGAAGAAUUAAAAUCUCCAUCACCUCCACCUCCACCUCCACCAGGGAGAUCUUCUUCUUUACUAUUUAAACCAAAUUAUGAACAUUCACUGAAUAUAGCAACAAAAACUGAAAAAUGCAUUCCUGUUGACACAAGCAAGGAUGCACCUGCAUGUUCAUCUUCAAAAUCGCAUGGAGUUACAAGUUCUGCUUCACCUUGUGUCCUGUUGACUGAAGAAGUACAAAGUCAGCAACCCCAGAAAUCUCCCGUAGAGGCUGAUUUGUGCAGGCCCCACCACGAGAAAGCAUUUCAAAACCCCCAGGAAUCAAAUGGAGUGGCUAAAGACUUGACAGUGGGCUCUUUUGAAAAAAGAUAUCUGAAGACAAAUUGUUCAAAUACUUCUCCAUCAAUGCACAUUCAACCUUGUUCUCAAACAGCUGUUAAAGCGAUUAGAAGUUUAACAUGCAUUCAUUCAAACCAAAAGGACCCAUCUCCACAAAAUACCUUUUCUGCCAAAGCAGGGCAAGUAAGUGAAAAUGGGUUCAUGUUACAAUGCAAACCAUCUAACAUUUUAUCAACAUCUUCACAGUGCCAUGCAUCAAGCAUAAAUGAAUCUUCAUCUCAGCCACAGCCUUCUUGCUCGUCUCCUUCUAGUUUUAGUAAUGGACAUACAAACGUUUACUGUUCUGAUGAAAAAAACUUGAAAACUCGAAUUCCUAUUGGACUUAAAGGAUUUUUAAAAUCUCCCCCGUUACUGAGAAAAAGUUCAACUGUACCUGGGAAGCAUGAGAAAGAUAGUAUUAAUAUCUGCUCUAAAGGAAAUGCAAUUCAAGAAAAAUCUAGGCAGGCUGAUAUAUCAAAAAAUACUAAACCUCUGGAACAAACAGAUUCAUUAGUUGAUUUUGAGAAAACAGGUGACCUUCAGGAUGGUCUUGCUGUUAAAAUAGGUUUCUCUGCAGACCUUGAAGAUAAAACAAAGCAUGACAGAAGCACAGCAGCUGGGAAUGAUGUUGAUAGCAUAGAAAUUAAGGCAUUUAAGAGGUCAAUUUCAGCUAAUAGCAAACCCAACCUUAAGCCAGCUCUAGGCAUGAAUGGUGCCAAAGCUCGAAGCCAGAGCUUCAGCAAUCAGACUGGGGACAAGCCUUCUGUUUCAGUGGUCGAUGGCCCAGGAAAGGUGCGAACCCAGAUAAUCACAAAUACAACAGAAAGAGGUAAUUCACUGACAAGGCAGAACUCUACCGGUGCAACAGAAGCAUUGCAAACUAAGCCUGCUUGUGGCACUUCAGCUAAUCAAAGUCCUUCACAUUCUCCAAGAACAGUGGAUAUUCCCUAUUCACGGCAAGUGUCAUAUGGAAGUGUAAGUAGCUCAAGCAGCCAUCAUAGCAGUCCUAGUAAGUUACCUUGUAGAACUCCACCAAAGGGUGAUGGCCAUCUUAGUUCUUUAAAGUUUGAUAGCAACCAGUCACCACCUCAGAAGGAAAUCCGAAGUCUACCUCCAAGCGAUAAAUCAAGUGAGAAAAAAUCUAAACCAAUGCCUCAGAAAGGAAAAAACGUAAUGCAGACAGGAUACGAGUCUCAGUCACCACCAAAGAUGUCUCCAAUGGAAAGUCUGAGCAAACCACCGAGUCCUUUAAAACUUAAUAUGGUAAAAGCCAUCAAGAAACAAGAGAGCCACUCAAAGAGGCCUGAAAUUUCUGACAAAGUACUCAUUUCACCUUCUGCUUCUGGGUCACAGUGUAGCAUUGAAGCGAAAGUCAUGUUGGGAAUUCAAGAAAAUAUGCAGAAGGUGCAAGGACAGGACAAGGUUCAGAUAUUGGAGAUAAAGCAGAAGACUGGGCCUUCAAUAGCCAAGUGGUUUGGGUUCCGGAAAAGCAAGUUGCCAGCACCGAGCAGUAAGAAAUCUGAUGCUUCAAAAUCCAAAGAUGAAAAGAAAGAAACCAAAAAUGGAUCUGGUUCAGAUAUCAAGCAAACAAAAGUAGACAAAAAAAAAGACAAAAGAAAAAAUGAAAAAGCCUCUGAAGAGGGGAAUGAAGUUACUAAAGAAGAUAUGAAUUGUGAUAAAAAAUUAGAUGGUGCUUUUCCAAAUAAAAGUUGUGAGAUCACACGACAUGAAACACACAACAGUAGAAAAAGCAGCCUUGCACCAAAACACCACGGAUAUGAGGAUCAUGAUGUUCCAAUGAAAGAUUCAACAAAUGACCAGUUCCUGCAGGAGCUCCUACACAGAGUUGAUAAGAAGGCUGCUCAUCAGAAGGAAAAUGGAUCAAAUCAUGUUUCCUGCAGAAACAUGUCUAAGGGCAACUCCCAUGGCUCCGUAUUUCCUAGCAACUCUAUCACUGCUCAGGCAAACCUUGGAAAGAAUUACAAAAUGAAACCAGCCACAGAGAUUCAAAAUGAAAUUCAAAAGGAGUUGCUAAUUGAUUCUGAGGGUGAAGGUGAUUCAAAUCCACAUGAAAGUUACGUUGAACUGUGGCAGCUGCAUGAUCCUUCUCUAGGGAAACCAUCUAAUUGGCAAGGUUUAAGUUAUAAGAACCAAGGGAACCAAAAGAUUAUGAGUGCCCCUGAGAAAAUAAAUCUAAAUCCAGAUAACGUGAAGGAAGCCAUCACUGAAUCUACAUGCCAAGAUCAAAUGAUAGGGUCCAGCUGUCAGAUGAGAACAUUGGACAGUGGAAUUGGAACUUUUCCCCUUCCUGAUUCUACAAACCGGGCAACAGGAAGACACGUUUCCAAAACAACAUCCUACCUUGAAUGUGACCUUUCCUCAUCCCUGCUGGAAGCACCCUAUCUGAUAAAUGUUUCUCAAAAAGCAAAAACACUUGAACGAGAAGUGCCGAACAGGACAGAAUGCAGCAGUCCUGGGCAAGAUAUGAUUGGUCAUUCAGCAUCAGAUCCUACAGUGUCUGCCAAGGCUAUACAGGCAUUUCAAAGUUGCAUUCCGAAGCCAUCUACAGCAGGUUUCCUGGUUUCUAAAUAUAAGAUACAAGAUGAUAUGAAUCAGAGUUGUAUUCCUGCCCAAUUUUCAAAUAUCUGUAAAUCUGAAAAUUCAGACCUUCCAGAGAGAAUGAAGGAAUUGCAGCAGCCAGGUACCUCUCAAGUGCUGAGUUCACAGGAGCAAGCAAUGCGUCUAUGCUCAUAUUCUGCCAGUAGCAGUGACAAUGAAACAGAAGCAGAAUUUGCAACAAAUGAAAAUGGAACUGGGGGUAAAGAAUUAUUCAACAAAAUGAAGAACAGCAAGCAUGAAAGUCAACAUCACAUUGACAAAUAUCCAUACUUUGGAAACACAUCAACAGUUAUUGGUUUCUGCCAGCCAAAUCUAUAUAUGCAUUAUGGAAAGGAAUUGCAACAUUUCAACAUUGAGCAGAUGCAUAGUGACUUAAAUGACGAUGACAAGGCAGGUGAUAUUCCAAGUAAAAUCAAACAAGCGGGAAAAGAGGGGCCAGACAUCACGUUGCCCGGUCUGCCAAGCGUCUCGUUAGACACCCUCAACAGGAUCAACUCCAAUAGUUUGCGCAUUAUAGAAGAGGACAAAAAGUGCUCACCAAAGCCCGGGGCUGAGAAGGAGAGCGUUGAGAAAAACGAAGGACCCUCAGUGAGUUCGCCUGAAAAAACUGGAGUGGACAAUCUGGAAUCACUUAGUGACUCUUUGUAUGAUAGUUUCUCAUCUUGCGCCAGUCAAACGUCGAAUGAGGUGUAGGAGUAAAACAUUGUAAAACGUAUUGAACGACCUAUGGAGCACUUAGGCCGCCAUGUCAAUAAACUCAGAACGUCUUAAAGAUGGUACCACAGUAAAAUGAUGCAGCAGUUUGAAUUGAGGCCGUACAGCAAAUGGUAAACAAAUCCCAGCUUCAGACAGUUACAGUUGUUGGCAGAAGACAUUUGAAUUAAAACUGGGAAACGCUGCCAAGCCGAUAUAGUGAAUUAACUGAUUUAAGGAAGACAAUUUUGCACUGUAUAAGUAUGUUACUGUUUCUUUCUGUAAAUUGAAAAAAUAUAUUUGUAGCAAAACCAUGAAAGCAAUAAAUGGUAAAACAAUGGUGCAAUCCUCUUUCGCUUACACAUCUCCAGCUGGACAGCCGGAGAUCACAGGUUAUAACGUUGAUUUUGCUUUUUUGCCUUUUGUUUUUGCGUUUUACUCGAAUUAAAUUCCAGCAAGAAUGAACUAUUCUACAAGUGGUGUCGUACUCUUGGAAAUAUGACGACAUUUCUGAUAGUGCGCAACCAGCUUGAAGCAGUUUUUAAAAAAAAAAUUCCAACUGUAAUAUUUGUACGUUAAGAGAUCGACGAACUCAGACCAGAAGGUGUAAAUUUUAACUCUCAGGUGACUUGAAACAUUUUUGAAGAAAAUGGACGGACGUGUUGCCCAGCUCUUCCGGGGCUCUUGUCCAUUUUCCCUUUUACUAUUGUUAUGUCUAUGUCAGGGAUGUAUGUAUCAUAAAGGAGUGUUUUUAUUUUAAAGCACACCCCAGUUAGGAACCAGCCGAACUGUUCUGAAAAAAUCUCCACUCGCCCUUUAUCUUUUCAACAACUUCGUGCUAAAUCCCAGCUGCAGUUGCUGCAGGCAAACCUUUUUUAUGAAGAAAAUAGCGCUGAUCCUGCCGGUGCUCACUGCACUUGGUGAUUCCCCCUCCCCCCUCCCUUAUUUCCUAUCAGGCCUGUGUUCAUUUGUAUGGAAAAGGUGCGAUAUUCCAAAUGGUGUGUAUUUUUUCUAGCUGUGAGAUAUUUAUAUCUACUUUUGUACAUGGAAUUGUAAAGUAGUAUAUUUGAUAUUUUCUAGCAUUCUAUUCACAAGUCUUUGGUUGAAACGGCUGGUAAAGUGUACCAAGUGUACAAAUUUCGAAAUUUUGCGGUACCAACAGUGUUACUUCAGUAUCUGGUGCAAUCUUAGAGUGUUUAUAUUAGAAAUGAAUGUCAUAUUUUCAUGU
Carcharodon carcharias (great white shark) is the source of this 7726-nucleotide messenger RNA. Its product is annotated as nck-associated protein 5-like. Bases 85 to 6498 code for a protein of 2137 amino acids. Gene Ontology annotation, biological process: microtubule depolymerization; microtubule bundle formation. Gene Ontology annotation, cellular component: microtubule plus-end. NCBI's taxonomy places the organism in Eukaryota, Metazoa, Chordata, Chondrichthyes, Lamniformes, Lamnidae. The record is from RefSeq and is a predicted model, not a curated record. The transcript has 21 exons.